Messenger RNA from Toxorhynchites rutilus septentrionalis, 1170 nucleotides. RefSeq lists its product as uncharacterized. Lineage: Eukaryota; Metazoa; Arthropoda; Insecta; Diptera; Culicidae. The record is from RefSeq and is a predicted model, not a curated record. The coding region runs from base 1 to 1170 and encodes 389 amino acids. The transcript is spliced from 2 exons.
AUGGCACCAAUCACGCGGAAUACUUCACUUAAGGCGCUUCAAACGAGGUUGAAGGCUCUAUUGGGAAUGUUCGACGAUAUUUGCCGUUUUGUCGACUCGAUGGAUGAUGACACUCCAGCGACUGCAGCGACAGUUCGUAUAGAGAAAUUGGACGAAUUAUGGGAUCAGCUCAACGACACAACAAUGGAGAUCGAGAUGCACGAAGAUUUCAAUGACGAUGACGAAACCUACUCCAGGAAACGAUCGGAAUUUGGCGAUCGUUAUUACAGGGCGAAAUCUUUGCUACUUGAGAAGGUCAAGGAGCCAGAGAAGAAGUUGAACCUUUCAAUUACCAACCAACAACCAAUCCAUGAGCACGUUAGACUCCCACAAAUCAAGUUGCAGACCUUCGAUGGCAACAUUGAUGAGUGGUUGAGCUUUAGGGAUCUGUAUUUGUCAUUGAUUCAUUGCAAAACAGACUUACCAGAUGUAGAAAAACUCCACUAUUUAAAGGGGUGCUUAGUAGGAGAAGCUAGGUCUUUGAUAGACUCGCUCGCAAUCACCAAAGCGAAUUACCAGAUAGCGUGGGAUGCGUCAAUGAAACGCUAUAAUGAUAGCAAGAUGCUCAAGCGUAGGCAGGUGCAGGCACUUUUUAAUUUACCAAGCGUUACAAGAGAGUCGGUAGCCGAACUGCAGUCACUUUUAGAAGCUUUUGAGAGUAUCGUUAAAACUUUGGAUCAACUAGUACAACCAGCCGAUUACAAGGAUUUAUUGCUACUGGAUGUGUUGUGUUCGAGAAUGGAUCCAACUACACGCAGAAGCUGGGAGGAGCAUUCUACUCCAAAGGAGCAUAAUACGAUCGAAGAUUUAACGGAAUUCCUACAGAGGAGAAUAAGGGUGCUUAGUUCACUUCCCGAAGAAUCCGUCGAGGCGAAUCAGGAUUAUUCACAACAAUUCAAGGGGAAAAUACCUUUAGCCAAAACUAGCCAUAACGCAUUGAUAUCGUCCAGGGAACAAUGUGUAUCUCAAACCACCUUUACGCGAAGAAAUGUUUCGAUAGAUCUACUGGAAAACGUUCUGGUUCUAAACGACUCCGAACCGACAUUCGUCAAUCAAUCAUUCUACAUAGCAAAACUUAAUCAAGCACCGGCCGAUAGCAAAGGAAACUCCGCCGGUCCAGAUGAUAUCUGA